UUAUCACGAAAGGCCGUGGUUUUGCCACUAUUGGUUGGAUUUAGCUAACUCGAACACUGCAAAAUUUAUUUACUUAAACUCACUGCCAUAAGAGCGUCUAAUUGCAGUUAUACUUCAAGAGCCAUAUUAUUCAUAUUACCACCAUCUCACUCAUACUUGCUCAUAACUACGAGCCGCUUUAACCUAAAUUUGCAUUUUGCCAGUUUGGAAGGAAGUGAUAGCUGAAUAAUAGUAUCCCGUAGGUGCGGCAAGGAAGGCCCAGCCUCCACAAAUAAACUCCGGACGGGGUAAAACAAACCUCUUGCUUUAUAAAAGCAAAAAGAAGGAAAGGGGGGGUUAUUUGAAACAAGAAGAAGAAAAAAAAAGAAAAUGAAGGGCCUCACCCUACCAGCCUCGCCGCCCUCCUUCGUGCACAGGAAGGAGAGGAUACUGGCGCAGCUGGCGGUGCCGGAACAAGAGUACACGGACGCCUCGCCGAAGGGAUCGGUGGAUGUGGGGAUCAGGGAGCUGAUUGACGAGAUUAACGGCGUGGAGGGGUUCGUCACGACGAGUAGCUGCGCGGGGAGGGUGAGUGUGUUUCGCGAGGGGAGGAGGAAGGGUACUGGUGUCGGAGCCGGAGCUGGAGCCGGAGUUGGCGAUGGGGAAGAGGGGCUGGAGCAGGGAAAUGGGGAUAGGGAUGGGGUGGCAGAGGGAGAGGGAGAGGGGAGGAAGUUGGCGGGGGUAGGGGGUAAGGGUGGAGGCGGGAAUUGGUUGUUCGUUUCUCAUGAUCCGGUUCCGCUCGAAGGGGACGGGGAGCCGGAGCGGGAUUUAGAGACAUUAUUGGGUCUUAAGGGAAUUCGUGAGACGGAGAACCAGGAGGUUGGUGAUGGACAGGGAGACGGUGCUUUAAGGGAUGUGACGGCUACAAGGCUGGUUCACUUAAAGUUUGAACCUAUGAUUCUCCACGUCCUAACCGCAUCCCCUGAACAUGCUCAGUUGCUUCUACGAUGCGGCUUGCAGGCUGGGUUUAGAGAAAGCGGCGCCGUUAGUUUGACUGCGCCGGCGGGAGAGCAGCACGCCACCCCGAUGGUUGCCAUUCGGUCUAUGGGCCUCUCGUUUGAGUCCUUGAUCGGUCAUCAGUCUGGCGACGGCGGUGAUAAGAUCCAUUGUACCGUAUCGUCAGCCUAUUUGCGGACGCUUAUCCGUAUAGGCAACGAGCGAUUUGUCGAGAACACCAAGAGGAUCGAGAGAUUCCGUGCGGCUCUCGCGGAGGCAACGAAGCCUUCUAACAAGAACGAAGAGGCGUGGGAAGACGCCGAAAGCCGGAGACGGAGGAAGAGGGAGGAAGGGUUGAGGAGGAGAGAGAUGUUAGAGAAAAGUAAAUGUGACGAUGCUAAAGUUAUAGAUGUAGAGGAUGAAGUCCUAGAUAUACCUCUAGAUGUAAAUCUCACGUAAAUCAGUCUUCACGCACAAAUCAAUUUACAGAAUUGGGUGUUCAUCCAUCAUCUAUACAGCUCUUUAUCCCGAGCGCUCCUGUAAUGCUAUGCCGUAGGUAGUGUAGUGUCGAGUAUUGUUACAACAGAGUUAUCUACUCUCUAGAAGCCCGUCUCUCCUUUUUUCUCUAGGUAAUCCGGCCCCCCUCUCUCCCCCCCUCUUGACAGUCGUAAACACAGAUAUUCCGCAUUAUAGGUAUCAUCGUAUCGGCACCAGAACGAAUAACGCUCACGAAACGACCUUGUCGACCCACCCCUUCUCCAGCCUCCGGACCUCCUCCUUGAAGGCCUCGACCUCCUUCCAGCAGUCGAGCGGGCGCCGGUCGUGCUCCAUCAGGCACUUGACGACCUCGCCGCGCGCCAGCUCCACGCUCUCGGGCACGGGCCGCAACUGCUUCCGCUUGUCGAGCCGGGCCCGCAGCGCCUCGACCUCCUUCGACACGGCCUGCCGGCUGCGCUGCUGGUCCGCCGCCUCGUCCUUGGCGUCCGGGACGGCGGAGGCGAUCUUCUCCUGCGCCGCCUUCAGGAGCGCGCUUUCUUGCGCUUCGAGCUUUCGGAGUUCGGAGGCUACGCGCGCUUGCACGGCGAGCUCGAGGGAUUGGGCGCGGGAGGUGUCUGUCUGGUGGCGGGUGUGAGUAUUU
Messenger RNA from Annulohypoxylon truncatum, 2113 nucleotides. RefSeq names its product methyltransferase TYW3-domain-containing protein. NCBI's taxonomy places the organism in Eukaryota, Fungi, Ascomycota, Sordariomycetes, Xylariales, Hypoxylaceae. The record is from RefSeq and is a predicted model, not a curated record. Gene Ontology annotation, cellular component: cytoplasm. Bases 370 to 1434 code for a protein of 354 amino acids. The transcript is spliced from 2 exons. Gene Ontology annotation, biological process: tRNA methylation. Gene Ontology annotation, molecular function: tRNA methyltransferase activity.